AUGACGUCUGUUAGAAAGAGAAAGAUGAAGAGAUCAUCAGUAGGUAAAGCUACUAGACGGACAAAAGACAAACAAAGAAAGGUAAAUAUCAAGUCAAAUCCUAUUAUUGCAGAAAACUGGGAUUACUCAUUGACUUUAACUCAGAAUUAUAAAAAACUUGGGCUGAGAAUGAAGUCUCAAACACCUGCAGGUGGUCAAGAAAUCGAUUAUUCAAAACCUUCUGAAAAGAAGCCUCUAACGAGAUCUGCAUUUGAAGAAGAUGAUGACGAUGAAGAAGUAUCUAGUGACAAUUCGAACGAUAUAAAUCCAGAAGAGCUUGAUGCUGAAGGAUAUUUUGAUGAACAAAAAAUCCCUGAAGGGGAAGCAAGAAUUCAAAGAGAUUCCAAUGGGGAUGUAGUUAAAGUUGUGUACGGUAAAAUGAAAAAGUUUGACGUAGAUGAAUCAGUGGAAGAUUUAAAGAAGAAAGUAAGCUCUGAAACAACUGAGGUAGUUAAGAAACUAGAAGAAUUUGCUAACAGACCUUUAGUCAAACAGGAAAGAACCCAAAGUGAACGAGAAGAGCAAUGGAUAGAACAAUUAUAUAAGAAACAUGGUAAUAAUUUCAAAAAAAUGUUCUUCGACUCUAAAUUAAAUAUCUAUCAACAAAGUGAAGGAGAUUUGAAAAGGAGGGUGACUAAAUGGAAAAAAAAGCACAAUAUUGAAUGA
Molecule: messenger RNA, 705 nt
Organism: Henningerozyma blattae CBS 6284
Lineage: Eukaryota; Fungi; Ascomycota; Saccharomycetes; Saccharomycetales; Saccharomycetaceae
Gene: NOP16
Product: Nop16p
Exons: 1
Coding region: 1-705 (234 amino acids)
Biological process (GO): ribosomal large subunit biogenesis
Cellular component (GO): nucleolus
Source: RefSeq, a predicted model, not a curated record